GAGCUGGAUUCGAUUUGUAAUGCACUAUUCAGGGUACACAUGGCGUUAUUUUACACCCUAGAUAGUGCACCUAACAAGGGAGUAGUUAGGGGAUUUAGGAUUCAGCCUGGUGUAAUCCGUUUAAGCGGCGCAUGCGCAGUGGAGCGAGUUCUGGGAGGGUCGAGGCGGCGUUGACUGUAACCGGCGUUAAAACCGCACCAGUGUCUGGAUAACGGUGUUCCAGUGAAGGAAGGACUCGCGGCUUUAAUAACACAUGACUGGGGGAAAGAUAAAGGAAAUAUGGGACUGGUUUAAAACGUGUUUGUAAGUAAGAGGAAUUCCAACGUGUGAUUUAUUCCGCUUGGAGCUCGAAGUGAUGGACCUCGGGGAGAGACUGAGCGUGUUAUUGUCGCCUAUGGGCUCGCGUUUUGUCCUGGCUUUCGGACACUUUAUGCUUUUUGUCUAAGAACAACACGAUUUUAUUCGUUUUUUUGUUUUAUUUAUGGUGCUUUUCGUAAGGGGGCGGAAUAAAAGCAGAACCUCUGCUACCUGUCGUGUAUCUUUCCUUAAAGAAACUCGGAAUAUCCGGUUUUUUUCCCUCAUUACAAAAAUAUAAUUCCAUUGAAUCUCUAUUUUUUUUUUAUUAUUAUUUUUUCAGACUGCGUUUCCACAAAUGUGUAGUCUUUCCCCCCCUUGCUGUGAGUGGAUAAUGAUGCAGGUAACUCCUCCAGGUGUGUUGCUAUGAGCCCUAGAUGCCAGUCACGUGUUGUGGGCGUGUCCAUCCCUGCGCGUCUCCAAGGAGACAGAUAGACAAAGCAGGAAUUGGCAUCUGCCAAAAUCAACCCAAGUCAAAGGUUCCGGGGAUCGCAAUGCUGCGGCCUGCCCUCAGUCUGGACGAGGUGGAGGAGAGGGACGAAGAGCAGGAGGACGACGGAGAGGAAGAUCUGCGUGAUGGAGGGAUUCUGUUCAUAGUAAACCGGGGAGGCUUACCUGUCAAUGAAGAAACGUGGGAGCAGAUGUGGAGGCACGUGACCCGGAUUCAUCCCAGAGGAGAGGAAGUGGAGAAGAGGAUCAGGGGAGCCACUGACCUGCCCAAGAUUCCUGUACCUACUGUGCCUACAUACCAGCCAACCACCAGUAUUCCACAUCGCUUGGAAGCCAUACAGAAAUACAUCAGGGACUUGCAAUACAAUCAUACUGGAACCCAAUUUUUCGAGAUCAAAAAGAGCAGACCUCUCACAGCGUUAAUGGACAAAGCAAAAGAAAUGACCAGAGAAUGUCUACCGAUCAAGUGUUUGGAGGCUGUAAUCCUUGGAAUUUACCUCACCAACAGUAUGUCAGCUGUGGAACGCUUCCCCAUUAGCUUUAAAACUCAGUUCUCAGGGAGCCACUUCCGCCACAUCGUGUUGGGGAUUCACAGCGGCGGCCGAUUCGGGGCCCUCGGGAUCAGCCGCCGCGCGGAUCUGAUGUACAAGCCGCUGGAGUACCGCACCCUCGCCGACCUGCUGCAGGAGUUUCAUACCGCCUAUAAGGGUUACUGGCACACACUGCGCAAAGUGAAAAUUGGUCAGUACGUGUCGCACGACCCGCACAGCGUAGAACAGAUCGAAUGGAAACACUCGGUGCUGGAUGUAGAAAAGCUGUCAAAAGAGGAGCUGAGGAAGGAGCUGGAGAGGCAUACACGUGACAUGAGGCUCAAGAUUGGCAAGCCUGCACCUGUUUCACCCACUAAGGACCGAAAGAAAGACAUGGGAUCCCCGCUGCGAAACCCAGGCAGUCCCAUGCGCAAGACCAGCCGAAACGAGAGGAGGCUAUCGGGUGACAAGAAGGCUCUGGAUUCGAAAGCCUCAGCUGAUAUGAAUGGAUACCAGAUCAGGGUGUGAGCGAGGUCUCUUGCAUAUGAACCAUACAGUUCCCAAGAACCAGUCUUGCAGCCAAACUGUUUUUGGUAGAUAAACUGACCAGGACGACGAAAAAAAAAAAAAAAAAAAAAGACAUUUUUAAGGACAAAAUGUUUUUAAACCCGCCAGACUAUAUACCAUGGACAAACUGUGCGAAGCAGUAGUAAAGUCAAAUUUUCCAAACCAGUGAUGCCAUGUCACUUUUAAUAAGUCAGCUGAGCAGCUCCAUUUCAAGGAACCACUUUUACACCGAGUUCCGGACUGUGUAUAUACGGCAGUGUGUGUGUACCUGAUUAUCUUGAUCUUUUUUCUUUUUUUUUUACCGACUAUUUUUUAAUUCACUUGUCAGGUGCCUUGCAAAAGCCUCACAAUCAAGCCACUCUUCUGGUAGCGCGGCUCGCAGGGUCUGAUUUGCUCAACAGUCAACGCAUCUUUCAGAUCAGCUGAAGGCAGACAGUUGCUGGUUACACCAACAAUCUAAAACACAUGUCCUUGUUGCCUCUGUGAACCAAAUAUACAAAAUGUAAUGUGUAGAAGAGGCAAAUCCAGUGUAUUGUCUCUCUGCUGAACUCUGAUCAGAGAUUGAAUAUUAUUUAGAACUAGACCACAUUAACAUUAAUCUGUUUCAGACUGCCUUUUGAAUCAACUCUGCAACAUGGACAAACAUAAAAAUGCCACAGUGUGAACAGAGAAUGAUGAAACUGAGCUUUUUUUUUUUUUUUUGGAAAAGCUGAUGCGUAACUGUCUUGUGAUCUCUUCAGUUCUGAGAUGGUGGGACGUGUUACGAUGCUGUUUUCUGUAUUAUCUUUUUUUUAACAUGUAUGAGUGCUUUGUAUAGUACACAAGCAACACCGUGCUCCGUGUUUGUUUUUAACUGUCACAGUCCAGUGGAUGUACUCCACAGUUAUCAAGAAGCCUCAAAAAGUGACUGAACUGAUAUGAAGGUGUCGAGUCCGACUCUCCGCAUGCCAUCUUUUUCAUCAGUUUACCAUUUAAUUGUGGACAGAAAGGUUUUAGAAUCGGACUGAAAAUCCCAGUGUGGCCAAGCAUUAGCCUUAUCUAUUUCCACUAUUUAAACAGCCACAUUUGACUGAGGGUUUUUUUUUUUUUUCUUACUUUUAUAAUAGAUGUGUUAUUUGGAGCAUUGAAUGCAGAUUGUGGGUCUUUUUUUAAUUAUUAUCAUUAUUAUUAAACGUUGACAUUUUAA
Silurus meridionalis is the source of this 3087-nucleotide messenger RNA. It is a transcript of the gene vash1, whose product is annotated as vasohibin 1. The record is from RefSeq and is a predicted model, not a curated record. The coding region runs from base 732 to 1862 and encodes 376 amino acids. Gene Ontology annotation, cellular component: cytoplasm. Gene Ontology annotation, biological process: regulation of angiogenesis. The transcript has 7 exons. NCBI's taxonomy places the organism in Eukaryota, Metazoa, Chordata, Actinopteri, Siluriformes, Siluridae.